Molecule: messenger RNA, 2580 nt
Organism: Dentiscutata heterogama
Lineage: Eukaryota; Fungi; Glomeromycota; Glomeromycetes; Diversisporales; Gigasporaceae
Source: the annotation of a GenBank genome assembly
AUGGAUGUAGAUGAACGGAUGUCAAGUCAUGUCUCAUCACAUGAAUCAUAUCAAAGCUCAUUAAGUCGUCGAGUUGCCAUAAGCCCUGAUGGUCUAGAAAUUGCCACUUUUGAUCCUAAUACUUCACAAAUACUUAUUUAUGAUAUUAAAGAUUUGAAAAAUCACAAGACUUCUUUUAAUUUCGGAGAAGUUAAUAAUAAGCAUAAGAUGAAUUUGUCACUUGCUAUUUCAGAUCCUAUUGAUAACGGCACUAGCAGUGAUAGAUUAAUUGCGCUAUCAAAAUUUUAUUCUGAUGAAGGCAUGAAUAAAAACAAGAAUGAUAAGUCAGAAAACUGGAAUGAUAUUGAAAAGGGUGAGAAAAGUGAUUUUAAAGGCAAAACCUGGAUUAUUUCGCUUAGAUCCCAGGCAGAAAAUAAGCAUUACAUUUCCAUUGAAAUUGGUGGAGUUGUUAGAUUUCUUGAUAACGAAAGUUACACUCUUUAUGAAAAUAGUUCAGCAAAUUUCAAUAACGCAACAAUUGUGAUAACAAAUGCAUCAGGUAUAUUUAAAAGAACAUUAGGUCAUUCAGACAUAGAAAAAGAUCAAAAAGACUCGUGUUGGUGUAGUUUAACUCAUAGUUGUGCUUCCAUAGAAGGAUUCAACUUUCCCGAACAUUUUUCAAGUCAUUUGAAUAAGGUUGAUUUGCUACACACUAGCAUAGUCAAAAAUCAUUUCUUUGUUCACUCCUACAAAAAUAAACACCGAAUAGUUGAAAUGUAUUCUCUCAGAACAGGCAAUAUGGAAAUGAUAUUCAAAAAACGUGAACCAUCAUAUUCUCAAAUCACAAAAGGUCGAAUUAUUUAUGAGAUUUCACAAAAUGAAGCAUUAUUUGCUUUUUGUCAUGGCACAAAUGCAAUUACAAUUUAUUUGAUGGAAAACGGGUUAGAAAUUAUCACAAAGAAGUUACGUGUACUAGAUAAUUCUAUUUGGCAAAAAAUUUUAUCAAUUCAUUUCAUCGAUAAUGACAGUAAGCUAUUCAUCAUCUAUGAAGAAGAAUUAUAUGAUUGUGAUAAUAAUGAAACAAAAAUGGUCAAAUCAUUUAUCAUUUGGGAUUUGUUCUCUACUUCAGACGAUGCUAUUAAAAGAGUCAAAUUUACCAAUGAUCUAAAAGUACAAUUAGAUAUCAAUCCAAUUUACCGUUUGUUGAACUCUAAUGGUAAAAUCUUGGGGAUCAAAAAUGAUAAAGAUUUCUUUUGGGUAUUACAACAUCCUGAGAUUAGAAAUAAUUUAUAUCCGACUUCUAAUGAUCUAAAAACAGUUAACCUCACAAAACGUGGUGAAGGUCAUAUUGUAUACGAUGUAAAUGGUAAAAUGAUUACUGAUAGCCACAAGAUCAUAUCGAUAAUAGAAAAUACCGAACCAUGGAAUCCUCGAACGCCACAAGAAUCAAUAUAUCUAGAUAAAACAGGAAAUUUACAGCUUAUAAUCGGUAGUAAUACUCUCCAAGUAUGGCGUCUUAAACAUACUUCAACAAAUAAGCGGCAUUCUUUCCUCGAGAUUCAUUGGCCAAAUAAUGUGAACGUAUUGGAAAGUGCUUGUAGAUUUCUAAACUUUGUAACCAGUAAAAAACAUGAGGCCAAUGAUAACGAUAACUUAAAUAGAUUAAUCGAAUCAACUCAAAGACUAAUCUACAAAUUCAUAAAGCAGCAUGGAACAUGGAGACUUACCGAUAUUCGUUAUAACAUAAUGGAGAAUCUUAUAAAAGCUGAACAAUACACAUUGAUUAAAUUAGUUCUAAACGAAAGUAUUAACGGAAAGAAUUGUAAAUUACACUUGCCAAGACGAUACAAAUGGAAUAAGAAAAAGACGACAGAUUUGGAGUCUCUCAUGCCUAGGAACAAAAGUUGUGAAAAUGAGACUUUUGAGACAAAGACGACGGAUUUAGAGUCUCUCAUGACUAUGAACAAAAGUUGUGCAAUUGCGACUAUUGAUCAUUUAUUAGAGUAUUAUUUGGAUAACGCCUAUUAUGAUAUGAAUUCUGGAUGGUUAUUUACUGUUACCGACGCUAUUCAUUUAUUGUAUGACAAUAAAAUAAAUGUUCAAAAACUAUUCAAGAAACCAUGUUUUGGUGCACUAGAAGCUGACACAAGCCCAUUAAACUUGAGUCGUUGUCAACGAAAAACAGUAAAUGAAGUCCAUAUAUUAGAGGUUAAACCACAGCUCGCUCGAAAACCAAAAAAUUCUCUUUGGACUUGUUUUAAAGAAAAAGCCUUUCUAAAAUGGGAUACUAUAGUAAAGAAAAAUUCUAUUGUUGCUAAAAUAUUUUCGAAUUCUAAGACACCUAACAACUCCACAAAACAAUAUAUUAAUGAUGAAAAAGUGUAUAUGGUUCCUCUACCAAACUUUACAAUCUAUUCGCAAAGUGAUAGUUCACAAGGAUUUAUCGCAACCUUACGGAAAUUUAUAAAGAUCAUGAUUUAUCCAAGAAGCCGUGUAAUCUCUAAGAAAAACUAUUCUCCUUUCUUACAUGUAAUUGAUAAUGAAAAUGACACAAAGAUGUAUAAUUGUCCGUCAAUAAUCGCGGCAACUGAGUUCAAAUGA